This is a messenger RNA of Moneuplotes crassus, 3095 nucleotides long. The record is from the annotation of a GenBank genome assembly. Lineage: Eukaryota; Ciliophora; Spirotrichea; Euplotida; Euplotidae.
AGAAAUGUCCGGGAAAGAUCUAGAGAUUGAGAAGAAGGUAUACAUACACAUUUCUGACUUCUUACAUGAAAUUGAUAACCCAGAUCUUAUUGGAGGAGACUCCAAUCUCUGUGUUGAGAAGAGGGAUGACAAUGACCUCAUCCUGUAUACUCAGAAUGAAGAAGUUUAUAAGAAAUAUAAUUAUAAUGGCAAAAUAUUCAGCCACAAAGACCCUGUCACUGAGAUUAUUAGUGAUAUUGUUGAACCCAUAAGAGAAUCAGUGACUAUUGAUAAACAAAAUAUGUGCUUUGUCACUUUUGGAGACAACGCUUUUGGAAAAUCUUCCCUUCUGGGAACUCUUCCAAGUUUUUCAGAUAAUGAGCACAAUGUAUGAUUUUACACCCUAGUGACAUUGUUUUACCAGAUAGAACAGGAGAGAAGUGAAGGAAAAGAUUCUGUGCUUAAGAUUUCUGCCAGUGAGAUAUUCGUUGACCAGAUCAUAGAUCUGGUCAAAGGGGAGUACAAAGAAAGCAAAUCAGAUUGAGCAUUUGUGACGGUAGAGGAUAUUGGAGAAGCUGUCGAUACACUCAAAGCUAUUUAUACCAUUAGAACACAAUAUGUACAGCAAUUGGAGAAUGAGAGUUUUGAGAGCUCAUGAAGCCAAAGCCACCUUGUUGUAGAAAUUAGUAUUGAAGGAGGAGAAGGAAGCGGAGUAGUUUCAUUAAUUGAUUCUAUUGGAUUCGAUUCAAUAGUAUACCCUAAAGGCCUUGUAUCAGGCUCUUCGACUCCAAAAGAGAGUGCUAGUGAGCCUGAGCUAUCUGCUAAUCAGAAUGAAUACUUUAUGUACAGUUUGAAAAAUCUGAUCUUAGAACUCAGAGGUGAUGGAAAUGAAAUGACUAUCAAUAUGAUUGGACUCAUAAAUUCAUCCAUAGAUUCAUUUCAAGAAACUCUAAAUACUCUAGAAUUUUGAGAUAACUUUAUUUACUCUAACUUUGAUCUGGACGAAAGUUCGAUGCUUGUUGAUGAGAAUUGAGAGACAGUCUUAGUACCUCACAUUUCUUUAAACGGACCCAUGAAUCAAUAUUUACAUAAACAGCAUUUGAGCCCUUCUGAUUCAAUCAAGUUCGACCAAAUGGAGAAUUCAAACGGUCCUUCACAGAGAAAUAUUUGCAAAGAGGUGCAAAUAUCUUAUCUUGAUAACAGGCUGGACCCAAAUGGUAUGCCAGGGGACCUUGAAAUGGCUAAUGCUACUGCAAGCAUUCCUGAUUCAAGUGAACAAUAUUCCAUCAUUAGCGGAGAGUCUAAAAGAAGUAUUAAGCAAGAAAUCGAGUGUGAAGUUGAGAAACUGAUGUCUAAAUUCUGCUCUAAAGAAGAACUCCAAGAUAUUUGUCAAGAAAAUAUUAACCCAAAUAUUAGAGAAUCUGUAGCAAGGAGACACAAACAAGAUAUUGAGGAAUUUGCUGAGAAGCUUAUCGGGACUAUCAAUAGUAAAUUAUCACAAAGAGACCACUCCAAAUCGAGUGAUAUUAGCGAUGUGAGGAGGCAUACUCACAUGUAUGUUCGCAAAGAUCCAGUUAACGCUAGUUCUAUUUUAUUUUCAAACAAGCAUGUUGUGAGAGGGAAUCAUACUUUCGAUAAUAAAAACUUGUCAAAGUUCGUUCUCAAGGAGAACGUUCAGAAUCUCUCCCCAAUCUCAAAAGGUUCUGACCAAGACAUAGUCAAACAGGAAUGGAAUGAGUUGUCCAAGGUAGAAGAGAAGGAGGAUAUUAUGGUUGGUAGGGAAAUAGUCAUUGACAACUCUAACAUUGAGAAACCUUCCAAUUCCAAUCACCUUAGCCACAGUACAGUGAAGAAAGACACUUCCACUAAGGGAGAUGAGAUCAAUAUCAUCAGUAAUCUUAAGGAAGAAUUGAAAUCAGAAUUUGAGAAGAGCAUCAACAGUCAGAUCUACGACUUCAAAUCUCAGGAUGCUUCUUCUGAGGAAGAGAAGAUCGAGGGAAAUCUUGAAUUUUCAGUGCACGAAUACAGUAGAGCCUAUGAAAAAUAAAACCAAAGAGACUAUAAAUGAAACCGCUGAAGACGACAUCAUCGAUGUGGAGAUGAUCAAGGUUGCCACAGGAAACUCAGCUAAGAAACAGAAGAAAAAGAAGUCAAAGAAAUUGAAGAAUGAGGGAAUAAAACUUAUCCAAAAUAGUCUUAUUAAAGGAGAGAAUCUCUUUGGAGACCUCCUCACCUUCUUCCUUGGAGGUGGCUCAGAGACAGAAAGAGUGGAUAGAGGAAGAGAGAAGCAAAGAAAGGGCAAGAGAAGCAACUCGCUCUUUGGCUGCUUUGGCUCUAGAUCUCGAAAGAAGUUGAUCAAAGAAGACCCUCCUGAAUCAUUAAUGAUCAAGAAAGUUAAUUCCUCUACCAACGACGCUCAAGCUUCUUUAGUUACCAAAGAUAAGAAGAAGAGUAAAAAGGAGAAGAAGGCCAAGAAAGAGAAAAAGCAUAAAUCGAAAAAUCAGAGGAAGAAGAUUGAGGAAGAAAAGGAAAACACCAUUGAAGUGAUGCAUAAGACCGAUCGAAUUCCCGUUGUUAAAAAUUUUGAGAAAUCACAAGGAUCUCAGGUUAUAAACCUCAAUUCUACAUUUAAGAAGCCAGAUUUGUUCCCUCAUAGUAGAAAUGAGGCUGCCACACUAGAUACUAAGUUUAAGACAGAAGAGUGAGAGGAGUCUCCAAAGGAUUCGCACAGAAGAAAGUUUACAAGCCAAGGAAUGAUAGACACAAUGGAGCUGACUAGAAAACCUCCAAAGAAGGGGACUACAAAUAGCCAGGUACAAUUUUCAUCUCUGACAAAGGUGAAAUCAGGUGGCAAUUUUAAAUUUUCACCAAAAGGUAGUCUUCACUCUGAAACAAAGAUGCAGACAAGAGCUUCUCAAAAGACGACUUCCUUUAACAGCAAGCUUAAUCGAGAUGUCAUCAAGGACUACCUCAAAGGCAAGGUAGAUCAUAGUAGUUCUCAAGACCAAAGUGCUAAUCACAGUAAAUUUAGUGUGAACACGAAAGGACAAGAUCAAAAAUUAAAGCUUGACCUGAGCAAAAUUUCAAAUAAUUAGAGUAAAUAACUCAUAAUUCCA